CCAGCGGUUAGAGUAAAGAGAGAAAGGGAGGAGCUGAGAGAGAGAGAGAGAGAUGUGCUCGUGCUGAAAAUAUAACAGAUGUACUGAAAAAUCAAACAACCUUUAGAAAUUGAUACAAGGACUGCUUGCUGCGUAUAGAGCAGGGGUUGUGAACUGACUGACUGUGUGGUGUGUGUGUGAGAGAGAGAGGGAGAGAGAGCGCUUCACAGUGCUCUUGAAUAAAAUGUGAAGUUAUGCAUAACUGAUUUGGAAAGACAACCUGAGAAAUGCUGCUGCAAGAGACACUGCCAUGUAAAUCCAAGCUAUUGAUGCAUACAGGACAGCCCGCUCUGGUAUAAGGGUGGAGAAAAAGGGAAUGGAGACAAUGCAGAGAAUAUUGGAAUAAAGAUCUGCAUUGGGUCGUUGGAUUUAAUACGGAGGAGGUGAAGUCAGUCUCACAUGAAUGGUGGAGUUGACACAAGGUGCUCUGCUGAAUUCUGAGAGAUGCUAGACAUGAAAUCUGGCAACUGUGCUAAGAGAGACCAUGGAGAAAUCAAGUAGUGAGGAUUCCUCAAUUCACCGGAGUCCAUCUUUGGAUAGCAAGGAUUCAGACUUUGUUAACCCUUCUACCUCAAGCAGGCAGUUUGGUCGAGGCUUCACUGCCGGAGCUUUCUAUGGUACCACAGGAUCACGCACACAGAACCACAACACAGCUGCAACUGGGACUGGUGUAAAAAGUGACAAAUACAAUGCACCUAAAGGCAGCAAAUAUGUGGUUUUUUAUCUGGAUCUAUCAUUUGUCUUCCUUUUAGAAUUUAAGAAGUGCAGCAUGGCGAGGGGCUGCUUGUGUUGUUUGAAAUACAUGAUGUUCCUUUUCAAUUUAAUAUUUUGGUUAUGUGGCUGUGGGCUCUUGGGUGUGGGAAUAUGGCUGUCGGUGUCACAAGGAAACUUUGCCACAUUUUCUCCCAGCUUCCCUUCACUGUCAGCUGCGAACCUGGUCAUUGCUAUUGGUACCAUCAUCAUGGUGACUGGCUUUCUAGGCUGUUUGGGUGCUAUCAAGGAAAACAAGUGCCUCCUCCUAAGCUUUUUUAUUGUUUUACUGAUCAUUCUCCUGGCUGAGCUGAUAUUACUCAUUUUGUUCUUCGUUUAUAUGGACAAGGUUAAUGAAAAUGCGAAGCAGGAUUUGAAAGAAGGUCUCAAACUUUACAACACAGACAAUAAUGUUGGGCUGAAGAAUGCUUGGAAUAUCAUUCAGGCAGAGAUGCACUGCUGUGGGGUUACUGAUUACAAAGACUGGUAUCCUGUAUUGGGUGACAACACUGUCCCUGACAGAUGCUGCAUAGAAAAUUCUCAAGACUGUGGUCGGAAUUCCACCAACAUUAAUUUAGUGUGGAAAACGGGAUGCUAUGAAAAAGUCAAGAUGUGGUUUGAUGACAAUAAGCAUAUUCUUGGAACAGUUGGAAUGUGUAUCCUCAUAAUGCAGAUACUUGGCAUGGCUUUUUCCAUGACUCUCUUCCAGCAGAUUCACAGGACUGGUAAAAAAUACGAUGCCUAAAAAACCCUACAUGUUUAACUACAUCAGCACUGCUCUCUUGACAUUGGAGGGAGGGAACCCUGAAAAAGAGUAUCAAGCUAUGCCUACUUGGGGUCUUCAUCCCAUCUACAGCAUCCAUCACAUAACUAAUAAAAACUGAGCAGAAUAUAUUACCAGACUUAUUUUGUUUCUUUUCAUUUACCAUUUUUGCCAAAGAAGAGAGGAAACGUAUUGAAAGCAAAUAAGUUUUCUGCAGUAUGUUGUAGAUCCACUAUUUAAGCAACGGUGCUAUUUGUAUGAGACCUUUGAAGGUAACCUGAUGUGUUUAACUGCUAGAAAGAACUAUUUUGAAUUUAUUCUCAUAAGUCACAAACAGCUUAUGCUGAACAUAAUACUGGGAGACUUGAAAAAGCCACUCAAAUGGAGAGCCCUAUGAAUUGAAGCUGCUUGGGAUGGAGAGUUUUUGUUUUUAAAGGAGAAUAUCUUAUAUCUUACUGUGUAUACUAGAAUUUAGUACCCUGGUUUAUAAGUUUUUACUGUUUCCCUCCUUUUUCUCACUUUUCUCAGAGUUCUACACUUUGAGGGAUGCCAUUUUUAGUGUUUGCAAUUCAAAAUGAAAAAGAAAGCUGCAGCCAUUUCUGUUAUAAUGGACCCAAAGGAAUGUCAGCCAUUGUGUUCCUCAGCCCUCAUGUCAUGAAGCCAGACUCUGGGGGUAGGGUCCAAAAUAACUUUUUAAAUACAUGCCUAAGACCUUUUUAAGUACGCCUAAUGUGAGAAUGAAGCAAAUAUGCAUUUGAAAACAUGUAGGCAGUGCUUUUUUGGAAAAAGCCGGUAUCCAUGUUUUGAUAAAGGUGCCAUGGGCAGCAAAAAAAGAACUGCUGGUACUCCAUACCAUUGAGUAGUGUCACAAAAAAAGCACGGAAUGUAUGUAUCAGGUACAUUCAUGGAAGAGUCAGAACUGUGCUCCCUGGAUGAGUCAACACUUGAUGGUAUCAUAUUUUUGAUAAUUCUGUUAAUAUGGAUUUCAAAAUACCAUACUAGGGUUUUCCUUUGCAGGACUGAAAGAAAAUAUGGCCUGUUAUAAACAGGCACUUCAGUAGUUAUUAAAAGAGCAAUUUGUAAAUUUUGUGCCAGGCUAUUCUUGUGAAGAGAACUGCUACUAUAUCACGAUAAAUAAAGGUUCCUAUGAGCUCAAAUUACCUAACCAGAGGCUGCCUCUGAAUGACUCACUAUUCAGGCUUUGCCUUUUUCUUUCAAUUUCAUUAGGGGCACCAUUGUACUGAAUGUGGUUGGAUGAUUCAACCAGUCCCAAUCACAGAGACACAGCAGAAUUACUUGCUAUGAGAGGAGGUUGAUCUUUGAGUUUACAUCCUUCUGGUUUGGAGAGAUGUAGGCUGGGCUCCUCUGAAGGUGGUUAAGGCUGUAAACACACUAGUCGCUAGAUAAAAAUGUUUCCAUUAGCCUCACCUGUAGGGGAAACGAGGUGAUUGCCAAUUUGUUGCAAAAUCUCUUUGAAGUGGAAUUUUUUAAAAAAGCACUUCAGCUGCUCCCACCAAGUUUUACAGUAAAAAGGGGCAGGGUUUAAUUAGUGUCGUGUGCCCCUGUUUUCAAAAGAGAGAGGUGGAGAUGCCCUGGAACCAGCAGAACAGUGAGUGAGUUUCCCCUAAUUCUAACACUUACACAGUUCAAAGCUUCUGUGGUGUGAGAAUGAAAUAUGCCUCCAACUUUAUUCAGAAACACUGUACUUCACUGGUCAGAAGUUUGGGAAAUUAUGUAUCAUUAAAUUAGUACAUUUUUAAA
Molecule: messenger RNA, 3313 nt
Organism: Rhineura floridana
Lineage: Eukaryota; Metazoa; Chordata; Lepidosauria; Squamata; Rhineuridae
Gene: TSPAN9
Product: tetraspanin 9
Exons: 7
Coding region: 524-1534 (336 amino acids)
Cellular component (GO): membrane
Source: RefSeq, a predicted model, not a curated record